Molecule: messenger RNA, 750 nt
Organism: Porites evermanni
Lineage: Eukaryota; Metazoa; Cnidaria; Anthozoa; Scleractinia; Poritidae
Source: the annotation of a GenBank genome assembly
AUGGAGUCGAGACGGUUAAAAUCUGUAGAGCACUCUUUCCUCGCCGUGAUGGAACAGUUUUUGCAAACGGUGGAUUUGAUGGAUCAUACGGUCCUGAUUCCCAUGAAGUUGAUUGAUCUGCCCGUAAAGGAUCUUAUGCCUGCGAAAGGUUCCGCGGCCGAUUCGUUUCUGCAAAACAAUAUGAACAUGAGGGCAUUCUAUUUAAUGGUGAAAGCGAUGCGAAUUAAAUUGUCGCUUGGACAUAGCCAUUACAGCGAAGAUGAAGAGAGCCUUGUUCCGCUAGAACGGGAAAUUCGAGAAUCUUGUCACCGUUUAAAUCAGCUCGCCUUGGUCGCCAGGUACAUCAAAACUUCGACGCUAAAUCUGGGCCCGAAUGACGAGCUUCCCUCUUUUCAAAAUUUUAAAAACAAAACUCUCCUUACUGCUGAAAAUUGUCUUCUCGGCGCGUUGAAGAGAUUUGUCGAUGAGGUGGAAUCCUUGGAGAAGUCAGUUCUUUUUCCUUGCCUGUUGAAAGAUUACCGAGUUAGCGAGCAGAUGCCGCAGUUUAACGAAGGGAUCCAAACUCUUUACGAUGUUUUCGCACUGCUCAAGACCGUGCGAGCGGAACUGCUGUCAGGAUCGCGGAAUUUCGAGCUGCCAGAUGCCAAACUGCAACAGAAGUUAUCCGAACUGCUUCAGACUUUUUCUCGUUAUACUGUCAUGGCGAGAAACCUCACUGCCCGCUACGAAGAAGAGGUGCGAUGUUCUUGA